This is a messenger RNA of Trypanosoma cruzi, 1185 nucleotides long. RefSeq lists its product as uncharacterized. The coding region runs from base 1 to 1185 and encodes 394 amino acids. The record is from RefSeq and is a predicted model, not a curated record. The transcript has a single exon. Lineage: Eukaryota; Euglenozoa; Kinetoplastea; Trypanosomatida; Trypanosomatidae.
AUGAUGACAACGUGCGAAAAUGUACGCGGCGUUUUGCAAAAUUGUGGCGACGCUGCGCCCUUGCCGUCAGAGUCUUUGUCCACCAACGCCGUGAAUCGUAGCCUCUCGGAUCUUCAUACACCCACUUGGUUUGUGCUCCUUGGCUUGAGCUCUGGACUGCGGACGCUGCUGUUACAUCCGCUGAACCUUGCCAUAUCUCGCAAACGCAUGAUGCCAGAGAGUAGGCCUCCACCGGUGAUGCAAAUAUUGUCUCAGGCAUACCGGGGCGAGGUCAAGACAAGUCCUCUCAAUCCUACAAAAGGGGUGAGGGCCAUUUAUCGGGGAUUUGGUGUUGCAUUGAUUGGGAAUCUUCUCGGCGAGGUAGCUUACCUUCACACACUUGAAUUGGUGCGGGAACAACUGGAGAGCAAACCUUCGGCUCUGCAAGGGGCUUCUUCCUCGCAGGGACUUGAUUUCAACGCGAGCAGUCACGCUGCGGCCGCGGGUGGCUUGGCGGGUGGUUUGAUCUCCCUUCUUAUUACCACACCAAUUUCUGUCGUGUGCAAUAGGCAGUUAACGGCUGGUUAUGGCAUGGCUUCUGGAUAUACUUAUUGUUCUGCGUGGGCAACGGGGCGGGAAGUCAGCGGUUUGUAUCGGAAAACAAAUGAGUCCUUCCUUCGUAGGGGAAAAAAUGCAAUUCGUGGGUUCUACGCUGGGCUUUUGCCGGGUAUCGCAGCACUUCCCGAGAAUGCGGUGUGGUGGGCUUUGUAUAGCAAGACGAAGGUCGUUCUAUACACGUUAUUUGAACCAACCUUGUCGCGCUGGGAACGCGAAAGGGAUGCUAAAGAUUCUCUUCGACCAUUUUGGCGACAAAACUGGCUGUUGUCUCCUACAGACAACCCCGCAUUGAACGCCGCGGCAGGCAUGCUUGCUAGUUCCAUGACGACGGUAGUUUUUAAUCCACUUGACGUUCUUCACACACGGCUGCAGGCCCUACCAGUGGAGAGGCACGGCAAGGCAAAAGGCGUGCCGCUUGCACGUGUCUAUAACCUCGUGGACAGUCUCAUUCGGAAAGAGGGCUGGCGAGGGUUUUUCAAGGGAGCAUCAGCAAAUGUGGGUGUUUGUGUUUUGGAUGGUGUGUUUUUUUCACUGUUUUUUGAACUUACAAAGCUUGGUAGCGAUCGAGAGUUUUUGCGUCAAUUUUAA